AUGUCCGCCGACGCCCCCGCCGGCGAACGUCUCCAGCCUCCCCAGCACCGCAGGCCCGCGGGGCCCAGAUCCGGCCCGCCCGGGCCCGGCUCCCGCGCCCGCGCCGCCCGCGCGCUGCCGGCCGUCUCGUCUCCCCGCGUGGCCCGGCCGCCCGCCGCCGCGAGCCCCCGGCGCCCCGCGCCUCGCCCGCUCCGCCGUGCUCUGCCGCCGUCGACCACCGCACCGGACCCCGCCGCUUCCGCACGCCGACCUCACCCCACCGCCGCUCCUCGCCGCCCCGUGCCGGAUCCGGCGAGAUCCGGCCGGAGGGCCGCCCCCGCGCCCGGAUCCGCCUCUCCCCGGAGCUCCUUGCCCCGCUCCGGCCUCCCUAUGCCCUCGCCGGAGCCGGAGCUCCGUCCAGCCGUCGCCAUGGCCUCGGGCCUCCCUGCCUCCUCCAGAUCUGGACGCCGCCGUCCCGAUCCAGCCCGGACCCUCCAUCCAAACGUCGACCUGCACGACUUCGUCCCAACUGGGUGA
Molecule: messenger RNA, 516 nt
Organism: Aegilops tauschii subsp. strangulata
Lineage: Eukaryota; Viridiplantae; Streptophyta; Magnoliopsida; Poales; Poaceae
Source: RefSeq, a predicted model, not a curated record